AUGCGUAUCAGCUCCAGCGCGCUCAUAUCGGCUCUAGUGCUCGUUGCAGGCCUCACGCUUCCUCCCGGGAUAUCCGCUAUCUCCGCCACAGAGGCAGACAACCUGAAAGAAGAGAACGACAAUCACGAUGCCGGUAUCGCUGACAAGAACUUGAGGACUGCCGACACGAACAACAGCGAAGAGAGAGUCAUGUUGUUUGAAAUAUUCAAGUCGGUCGUGAACUCCAUCCCUGUGCCCAAGCUUCAGAAACUCUUUCAGUCUAACAAAGCUAAGGUCACGAUAGACGAAGGCGAAUUUCUCGUGAAGCUGUCAGGCAGUAAGCUUUUUUCUUCCACGAAAGCGCAACUGCGAACGUUCAUGUCGAACCACAAAAUCGACGACCUGGCGAACAUGCUACAAAAAGCCAAAGAGUCCAGCGACUCUACCAUCAGCGACCGGGCAAAGAACCUGCUGAAAGGCUUGUUGGAGCACUGGGCGACCAAGAAGAAAUCUCCCGACACAGUGCUUAAUUCUCUGAAUGUAUUUGGCCGACCUUCUCGUCCUACAGAAGACGAUUACCGAAAGAUAAAGGUGCUACAUGCUUAUAUCCAGCAGUUACGCCCAGGGGGGGAAAGCUACCCGGUACUAUUCGAGGCGCUGAAGAACAGGUUUGGCCAUAUCCUAUUGGGAGCAAUUUUGGCGAGGUCAGGAAAGCUUGGUGAUGCAAACACACUGCUAAAGCUUUUGAUGGAUAAAUGGAAGGAGACGCUUUCCAUCGACAACAUGUUUUCACAGCUUCUGGAUUUUGAUCCGAAGAUAAGGCCUGUCUUCAAAAGCGGCGAGCUAUUGACAUUGGAGCGUUACGUGAAGUAUGUCAACGAGGACAUGGAUGUACUGGACGUCUUGACGAAAGGUUUCGGGGGUGAAGCUCAAGUCGCUAAGCUCGCUUAUGAAGCCCAGGUCUCGACAACAUGCUUGAAGGCCAGCAAAUAUCUGAGGGAGUUGCUACUGCGCUGGAUGGCGCAAGGGAUAGAACCGGACAAGCUAUUGAGCACCAAGUUUCCAAAGAUGCUUUCACAAGAGGAUGAACAAAUGAAGAAGUUUAUUUCUGACCGUUACAGCGAGCUCUACGAGUCGAGACCAGACUUGUUUAACCGCAAGCUCGACGGCCCAAGAGAGCACUGA
Peronospora matthiolae is the source of this 1164-nucleotide messenger RNA. The record is from the annotation of a GenBank genome assembly. NCBI's taxonomy places the organism in Eukaryota, Oomycota, Peronosporomycetes, Peronosporales, Peronosporaceae.